UUGUCUUGUCGGAGUUGUCGAAUGUCGGUAAUUGUCAAUUUGUUAGACAGAAAUCGGAUCGUUGCACUUCUACAUAGUGAUAAACUAAAUUAUUUAAAAGUUAAUGAUUUUUUAUGAAUUUAUAAUUAUUAUAUAGUUUGUACUUAUUAAUUUAAAUUAUGUUCUGGAGCGGUAAUUAUAUAGGAGCAAGGGAGUUAAACGUUCUCCUAAAGGAGGGGAACGUCACAUUAACGCAAGUACUAGAGGCGUAUGAUAUCUUGCAAGAAUGCAAAGCAGACAACAAGGCUCUAAUACAAUUUCUCACGAAGCCAGAGAUUCUCGCGGAACUCAUCACUCUGGUCACCGAAGAGCCACCCAAGAAUGUGGAGCUCACAUCUCAGUAUCGACACGCGAACAUCGCCAGCGAGGUGUUGGCGAGUAACCUGUUCACGUUGCGCGACCGCCUGUCCAUGGACGUCAUGCAGAUGAACAGACUCUGUGACUUUGUUAAUAGAGAUCCACCCUUGAAUCCUUUGCUGGCUUCUUACUUCAGCAAAACUAUUGAAAUCUUGCUUCAGAGAAGUCCAAAACAGGAUUGGUAUAUGCAUAACAUUGUGUGUCUGCGGGUUCUGGAUUUCUUUAAAUCAAGACGCGACUUCCUGCCCAACCUGCUGCGGCACAUAUCUACCUCCGCUAUCUGUGACACUUUCAAGUGCUUCUUGAGCCUCACGGACCCCUUUAAUGAGAUUAUCAUGGAGUGGCUGGACGAGUAUCAGUUCCUCGACAGUCUCAUCCACAUAAUCUGCGGCACGUACGACGACGGCCCGCCCGCCGACGGGCGCGAGACGCUCGACUCCAACCACAACGCGGAGAAGGGGGAGGGGGAGCGGGAGCGGGAGCGGGAGCGGGAGCGGGAGCGGGCCCGGGCGCGCGCGCGGGCGGGCGGCGCGGCCAACGCGGCGGCGCUGCUGGUGGACGCGGCGCUGGACGCGGACGGCGGGCCCGGCGCGCGCGCGCUCUGCGCCCGCCUGCGCGCCGACGACGCCGGCCGCCGCCUGCUGCAGGCCGCCUUCACGGCGCCGCCCGCCGCGCGCCGCGCCGCGCUCGUGCACUGCUGCCGCCUGCUGCUGGCGCUGCUGCAGCCCGCCGACGGCGCCGACGCGGAGCUGGAGGCGCUGGAGCGCGCCAUCGCGCCGCACCUGCCGCUGCUGCACAACGCGCUGCUGCGCGCGGCCGACGGCGCGGCGGGCGGCGUGGGCGCCGAGCGCGUGCACGCCGCGGCGCUGCUGGCGCGCCUGGCGCAGUCCGAGGUGGACGACGUGCCCACGGCGCUCAUCACCCUCGGCACGGCGUGCGUGCUAUUAGACAUGCUGUUCGCGUAUCCGCAUAACAACUUCCUGCACGCCCAGGUCUGCGCGCUCAUACGGAACGCGAUGGAGAACAGACGCUUCGGCGACCGCUACACGAAACACUUGAUCGAAGAGUGCGACCUGCCGACGCGGCUGAUGGACGCGUUCGAGCAGAACGAGGACAGGAGGGCGGUGCGCGCGGGCUACAUGGGGCACGUGCUGGGCGCGCUGCGGGCGCUGCGCGCGCGGGCGGCGCCGGGCGCGGCGCUGGGCGCGCGCUGGGCCGCCUUCUGCGAGCGCUCGCUGGGCCCGCUGCUGCUGCGCCUCGACACGCCGCUCGGCGGCGUGUACCCGGCGGAGAACGCGUACGAGGUCGGGUCGGACCAGCCGCGGGAGACGUUGACGGAGGGCUACCAGAUAUACCUGCAGCUCGUGACGGCGACGAAGCAGGCCAAGGCCUUGGUGCGGGCGGACGGCGACGACGACGCGGGCCGCGCGCUGCAGGGUGAGGGCUUCUUAGACUUGGAGAUCGAUGACAAAAACAUGUGGGACGAUGAGCCCGACGACGACGGCGAGGCGCAGCCCUGCGGCGCGUCACCGUGGGACGAGCCCGGCGGGCAGCGGGGCGAGCGGGGCGAGCGGGGCGAGGGCGCAGCCUGCCAGCUCAUCAAGGGGGCGAAAGCGGAAGCGGACACGGAUCAGGAGGCGGAAGCGAGCGCGGACCGCUCGCUGGAGAGUGGGAAGAACUUCUUAGGAAUGGACUUCGAUGACAAAAACAUGUGGGACGACGAGCCCGACGACGACGGCGAGGCGCAGCCCUGCGACGCGUCACCGUGGGGCGGCGCGGCGGGCGGCGCGGCGGGCGGCGCGGCGGAGGGCUGGGCGUCGUUCGACGGCUUCGCGCAGGGCGAGCCCUUCUGGCCCUCCGCAGAGGCGGAGUCCGAGCGGCGCGACGAGCGACAGGGCGAGUCGGAUAUACACGACGACAAGGACACUCUCACCAUCCUGCUGGCGCAGAAGAUGCUGACCGCCUUCCGCAACAUGGCACCCGACGGGGCGCUGCUGCACGGUCAGCCCGACGUGCAGGGGGAACGCUCCGCGCGUGAGGAGCAGAACGCGCACGAAGCGCUCACUACACUCGAAAACCACAUAAAGCCCGAAGCGCACACUGCGCACGACGAGAACAGCGAGCACGACGCGCACACUUCGCACGAAGAGCAGAUUGGGCAGAACACACACGAAACACAAACUACGCACGACGAGCACAACGCGCGGAACGCGAACGAAGAUCAUAUCGUGUGGAAUAUGCAUCAAGUGUGCAUUACACACGAGGCACAGAAAGCACACGAAAUGCAGAACGCGCACGAAGUGCAGAACGCGCACGAAGCGCAGAACGCGCCCGAAGUGCAGAAAACGCAUGAAGCGCAUCCCGCGCACGAGGCGCAUAUCACGCACGAAGCGCACACAGCACACGAGGAGCUCACCGAGCAUGAAGCACACGUCGCUCACGAAGCGGAACAGCCGCGCGACGUGUCGGAGGGCGCGGCCGGCGCGGUGAAGGCGGAGUUGUGAUCGUGCAGCCGCGCGCCCCCCCCGGCGGUGCUCGCUGCUGUGCGAGACCGCCCGUCGUGGGGGAGGGCUACGUCGACUUUAAGCGAUGUUCAUUUAAUUCCGUAACAAAACAAGGCAAAGUGUUUAAUGUACUUUGAAAAAUAUUACAAAUAGUUUAACAUAUUUUUCAUAUUCCGUCACGUGACGUGUCACACUUGUCACGCGACACACACACAAGGCGACGAAGAGAUAGGAGCUUCGACGUAAUGGUCGCCAUCGUAUCACUAUAUACUGUUCCAUAGCAAGAAUGUUACUCUGUCUUAGAUUAACGCUGAGAAUGUUUAUUAUAUAAUUACUUUGACGAUCACGAACGACGCGAGUUAGCUUGAUUGAAUAAUGUGUUAUCGUCGCUUGUUCGUUGAGACACCGGCGCUUAAUGUAAGAGGUCGUUUCAUAACCCUCACCCGAAAAUACUGUAACGAACGCUAGGGAACAUUGUUAUAUCGAAACGGCCCGACUAGACUUCGUGUUCAGAACUGUGCUGUGGAAUUAUUUAUGUUUUACGGUUAAACUACUAAUGUUAAAAACGAAAUGGCACCAACAUGUAGGGGGGUUUCCCUAGAAUUUUUUUAUUUUUAGAUUAGAAAUGUAAAAACUUAAAUUAGCAUAUUAUUUUAUACCGUCGACACCCUCGACCGAGUGUGGAGGAGUUUUCUAUAGUAAUAGACAGUUUGGAGCUUAGCGAGUGUUCGGACGCGGCGUGUACAUAUAGCGCCGCGCGGGACUCGCGGUAGACGAUUGACGCGAAUUGUGGGUAGGACUCUUCAGGAUUCAUUGUUCUAAUCAAUAACUCGAUAAAUAUAUAAUCGCUCCCGUCUAGGAAGAAUCGAUUAUAAUAUUGAGGCUCCGUCGCCCCCUCUACUCUAGUUUGAACGGCGAGUGUGCCGGUGUCAGACAUGUUAGUUUUCGCGGUCGACGACGUAUCGAUGGCGGAGUCCACUCGCCCUCAGGUGACCGGUUUGAUCGUCCGUCUUCCUUUUAUAAAUAUAAAUGAAGUGAAACAGGUCGACAGUACGGAAAGUAAACGUAUUCGACCGUCUCGUCGUCCCGCCGUCGUCCCGCCGUCGUCUGCUGCGCGGCUCGUGCUGUAGUUGUUAAGUAAUAAAUUUUAUUCGAUGUUACUGGCGAGGUGUUCACCCGUCAGCGUCGUUCGUUCGUUUGUUCGUUUGUUCGUUCGCGUUACAUACAACGCGGAGCCUUAUUGCGUACCUAAUGAAAUGUAUUAUUAUAUUAUAUAAGUCGCUAUUUGCAAUGUCUACAAGUAUUAUCUCUCGCCGAGGAACAGGAUUUUGUCUAACGGGUGAACCGCCAUCCACUUUGAAUGUGAUAUCAUUAACAUAUCGCCGUGUCGUCAGCGUUGUCGCGGGUCUCACUUGUUAAAUAUUGAAGCAGCUUCCACUUUGUAUUAGACUCGUCGAAUGGAUUUAUAUUAAUUAAUUAACCGAAACGUCAUGCGUUCCAAUGAAAUGCGCGUUAUAUAAAUACUAUGAUAUAUUAUACCAUAUCUCGGCCGGUAAGUGUAAACGUAAUGAAAUCGUGUACAAAGAAAUUUUAUAUUAAAUUUAAUAAUUCUUUCUACGAGUUACUUAAUAAGAUUAAUAUCAGCAACGACGCACGUCGGCUUGGUCGCGACUCGAUCGCUCGACUGUCGCUUAACGUGUAAAGCGCGCGUGUAAAAGUUGUGUAUUAUAUUCUGCAGCGUGUGUCAUUACAAUAUUCAUAUUCUCUCCAUAUUUAAUAUAAUUUGUAAGUAAUUCAUAAACACUAUUAUGAUACAUACAACCUUUGGAAUCAACGGUGUUUCGAUUUUCUUGCGUAUCGUCUCGCUAAUCACAUGAUGACAUCAUCGGUCCUAUGAUCACUGGGUUAGAUAUGAAAACUAAAGUUAUCGUUUAUUUGUAACCUAACCAUGGGCAAAUAUUUUACUAUUAUUAUUCUUUGUUCUUUACACGUCGUUGAAGUUCUCCGAUAAAGUGUCGGUUUCGUCCAGAGACCGGACGUUGUGCGUUCAAAUCGUUAAAAUGUUUUUAUCGUUAGUCUCGUCUCGCAGUCGCAGCAUGUCGUGCUAUCGACGUCGCCCUGGCGCAGCUUCGUACAGUGUUGUUGUAUAUUUGAGUUUCGGGGCCACGGGUUCCGUUCCCGGUCGCGCGCCUCAGAGGUGCUCGACGUGACGUGACAUGACGUCACGUGACGUGUCGUGCGCGCGCCGGGUCUAUUAUUUGGCAAUAAAUUAGAUAUUUUGCAUCGAAAGUUUAGAACACGAUCGAACCGAUUGUACACAACCGCGCGGCGAGCUAUUAGAUUAGCAGGGUCGUCGUAGCGCUGCGGUCGGUCGGUCGGUCGGUCGCGACGUGUUUAGUGCAAUUAGUUGCCUUCGGAUCUUGUUGUCAUGUUUUAUAUAUAUACCUUAUUGCGUAAGAGUAGGUUUAGACGAUUGUUGAUUUGGCGCAACUCAUGUCUCUCGCUCGUUGUAAGUACUGUCUCCCGCCGCCCCCGUCGCGGUGGGUCGCGGUGGGUCGCGGCGGGCUGCGGCACCGCUCCGUGGUGCCGACGUGAUCUAUCGACCUCCUAGGCUCCGUCCGGCGACAGGAAUGCGACCAGACGGAGUUCGUUUUUGCAAAGAACUUUUGAAUAUACCCAUUUCCAUAGUAAAUUAUAUGCAAGUUUUGUAUCGAUCGAGUGUGAUAGUACUAUGUGAUCGUUUGUAUUCGGUCCGGUAAGUUCGUUCCGAGAAUCUCGCAGCGAUUUUUUACGAUGUACGCGUUUUUGUGAUAUACUGUAAUGUAGGCCCACACCUCGCCCUCUCCGACCGCGCCGUCCGCCUCUACUUCAGAUCUACUUCGAACUUUACCAUUCCGCUACUAUUUAUUACGUCUUUCUGUAAAAUUGUAUAUGCGUGAAAUUGAAAGAGCCUUGUACACACGUGGUGAUUCGAGAAUGAAUAUCGGCAUUCGAGUUUAUUGUAAAGUGUUAUAAUAUAUUAAAUCCGAAUGAGAUCGUUAACGACCAGUUAUUUAGGUCGUCUGUCUUCCCACUCGACACUUUAAAGCAGCGAAACUCAACCUUAUCUCUACAGGGGUCACGAACACGUGUUAGUCAUGGCAUCGCGGGCCGCAAACAAAGUAUUUGGGUAAUGAUUUCGUAGGUUCGGGAUUGUUACAACUAAUAUUAAUAAAAACCUUUCAAAUUUAUAUUUGUUUAAAACGAAGUAACAUCAAGUGGGCCGACCACUGAAGUCCGGCGGGCCGCAGGUUGAGUACCGCUGCUUUAAACAAAUAAAACGUUCAGAUAUUUUUAAGUUAAUGUGUAAAUCGCUAACCUUCUUCAUGUUGCAAAAUUAAAUAUUAUUGUAAUGUUGAAAUCUGCAGCUAAAUAGCAUUGUGUGUCAAUAUUGCUCGUUACAUGUAGAAAUAUAAUUCGAUAGGUUUGAAGUCAUCGACAGGGAAUUUGUUAAAAUCACGACGAAACUAAUGACAUGUGCACGCGGCUUAGUGCUACUCCCGUCGUGACAAUUUAAAAUUAAAUGAAUUGCCGGUGUCAAUGUUACGUUGAGUUAGCGCGUGCAGUGUGUGUACAAGGAGAGGGCGCGCAUCCGUCUGCUAACGAGAAAUGUGCCUUCCGGGCGCCGGGGCCACGGCCUCCCCCCUCCCCGCCCCGCCCGCAGCCCGAACGCCCGAGACAUAAUAAAUGCCCGUAAUGUAUUCUAUUGUAUUUAUUAUAUCAUAGUUAAAAGUUUUAUUAAAAAAAGUUGCUCAAUA
This is a messenger RNA of Nymphalis io (European peacock), 6697 nucleotides long. RefSeq names its product serine/threonine-protein phosphatase 6 regulatory subunit 1 (gene fmt). Bases 159 to 2900 code for a protein of 913 amino acids. The record is from RefSeq and is a predicted model, not a curated record. The transcript has 19 exons. Gene Ontology annotation, molecular function: protein phosphatase regulator activity; protein phosphatase binding. Lineage: Eukaryota; Metazoa; Arthropoda; Insecta; Lepidoptera; Nymphalidae. Gene Ontology annotation, cellular component: nucleus; cytosol.